Penaeus chinensis is the source of this 718-nucleotide messenger RNA. Its product is annotated as cuticle protein 2-like. The transcript has 2 exons. The record is from RefSeq and is a predicted model, not a curated record. Bases 85 to 549 code for a protein of 154 amino acids. NCBI's taxonomy places the organism in Eukaryota, Metazoa, Arthropoda, Malacostraca, Decapoda, Penaeidae.
GCGGGGGAUGUCCUCCCGGUAUAUAUACGAGCGGGACGUCGGCGGCUCUAUGUCCUCGCGAACGCGCACAUCUCGGAAGGAAACAUGAAGCUCGUGGCAAUCUUGGCUCUGGUAGGCGCCGUGUGCGCAGUGCCCGUCAAGGACACGGCGGAGGUGGCGAAGGCCAAGUCCGACUUCCAGGCCGCCUUCGACCGCGCCGCCGCCGCCGCCGAGGCCGCCCCCGACUUCGACCUGGACGGCGCCCUCUCCACCUACAGCGGCUACCUCUCCACCAUCAACGGAAAGCUCUCGCCCUUCUUCACUAACUCCUACCCCUACGGAGCCUUCGGCCUCCACGCCCCUGUCGUCGCUGGCGCCCCUCUCGCCUACAGUGGCCUCCAUGGUUUGCCCGGCGCCCCUCUCGCCUACAGUGGCCUCCAUGGUUUGCCCGGCGCCCCUCUCGCUUACAGCGGCCUCCACGGCUUCCCCGGCGCCUACGGCUUCCCCGGCGCCUACGGCUUCCCCGGCGUCGUCGGGUCCCCCUUCGUGCAGGUCGUCAAGGCCGAGUAGACCGGACUCGGGCAGGCUCGUGCUUCCGAGUGGGAGGUUCUGCGCGGACAUCGCCUUCGCACUUUGGAACUCCUUCAGAAACCCUCUUCGACUCAGUCUCUAAAGAAUUUCGUCGCACUAAAUAAAAUUGAAAAAGUAUAACUUCAAAAUAUAUUUCAGAAUCAUAAAA